AUGGGUCAGACCGCAUCAAGCCCACAGGACAAUAAAGAGUCAAAAUCACAUCCGCAGUUUAAGACUAGAGAUGAAAUAUUGCAAUACUUUAACACACGGGUGGUUAAGCUGUUUACAGUCACUGAGAUUGCUGCAUUUAAGAAAAGGUUUAAUGCUAUAGAUCUGAACGAACCUAUCGAUGACACACUCAUAAAGGAAGCCCUUUAUUUGGACGCUCAGCCUAAUGUGUGGUCUGCGGUUUCAGAGACUAUACGGUUGUUACAAAACUUUCCUUUGUUUCACCAACCAAUCGCAGAUAGUAUCACUGGAUUUGGUUUACUAAAAGUAAUAGCAAUUAUAAACGUCAAGAGAUUUGAGAAGCUUGUUAAUACAACAAUAACUAGGUAUGAUAUAACAGUCACACUGGGACUAUGUGGUCAAGCAAAGGAAUCAGAGAACAAGAUAAAGUCUACAAAUUUGGGUGAUAUUUUGAAGACAUAUGAUCAUAUUGAAAUUGAAAGUAUUCAUAUACCCUAUGAUAAGUUAAUACUCUUGGUUGCAUGGUUGUUGACUUUGGUUACAGGUGUCGCAACCACUAAUUGUAAAGUAGAGUUGUCGGAUACUAUAGCUAAUUGGAAUAAUUUUAAAAGCUCAGCUAUAAGCAUCGCUAAUACAAUAAGCACCUCGGCACUUGGAAAUGCUAAUGAUAUCGGCAUUCCAGCAACAGAUAUAUUGAACGCUUUCAACACCAUUAUGAUAUCCCUUGUACCGUACAUGUCAAAUCUCUUUGAGCAUUUAUUAUUUGGCGUAGACGAUUUAAUUGAUCAUGUAAACGAUUUAGCCAACCUAAGCCAUCAGGAUGUCCUGACACCAUCAUUAUACGCACAGGUUAUUAUUGGUUUACCUAAUUCCAUUACUAUUACUAAACUACAGAAAUUGUACGUUGGAAAAGAAAGUGGGUUCUCAAUGAGAUCAUUACAGUCCAAAGUUUUUCGAUGGAAGGCACCAACUCUUAUGAUUGUAAGUGGUACUAGAAUAUCGGAUGAUGAAUCUUACGCAGAUAGUAAGAAUCCAAGAUAUAGAUCGUUUUUAUAUUCAUUCCCUAAACUAAGAGAAAAUGAUCAGAACCUGGAUGCGAUACAUUUGACAAAGAAGAAAGUUACGUAUGCUGUCUACAUUGAUGAACCUUGGAAGGUUUCAAAUAAAGAAAAAUUCGGAGCAACGAAUAUGACAAUUAUGGAAUUAACACCACAACAAAAAACAUAUCAAUCGUGUAUGGAAAGAACUAUGUAUUUCAAUACAAUAGGUGGAGGUAUCGGGGUUGGAAGUGAGCAACCUAUUGUCAAGCAAAAUGAUAUUAAAUUUAUUCCUGGAAACAUAUCGUUGACAAUGGAUAGCAGUUUAGAGUUCGGUGUAUUUAGACAUGUAGGUGCUGGUGGAGGCUUUAAGACUAGCUUGCUGGACAAUGAUGAUAGUAAAAGCUUUGAAAUACGUUUUAUAAUACAAAAUGUUGAGGUGUGGGGUUGUGGGGGAGAAAAAGAAUUAGCCGAACAACUGAAACAACUAGAAUGGGAGGAAGCAGAAGCAAAACGUAGACAAACCAUAAACCUGCAAAGCCUUAGUGAAGAUAAAGCACUUUUGGAAAUGGUUGGUCUUGUCGGUCAGCAUCAAAGUGGUGGCUCAGUCUGA
Messenger RNA from Nakaseomyces glabratus, 1668 nucleotides. It is a transcript of the gene RTC5, whose product is annotated as Rtc5p. NCBI's taxonomy places the organism in Eukaryota, Fungi, Ascomycota, Saccharomycetes, Saccharomycetales, Saccharomycetaceae. The record is from RefSeq and is a predicted model, not a curated record.